GAUUCUGAAGUCCCGGUUGAGUCAGACAAUGGAUGAACAACCACAAGGAAUGCAAGGGCCGCCUGUUCCUCAGUUCCAGCCACAGAAGGCACUACGACCGGAUAUGGGCUAUAAUACCUUAGCCAACUUUCGAAUAGAAAAGAAAAUUGGCCGUGGACAAUUUAGUGAAGUUUAUAGAGCAUCCUGUCUCUUGGAUGGAGUACCAGUAGCUUUAAAAAAAGUACAGAUAUUUGAUUUAAUGGAUGCCAAAGCUCGUGCUGAUUGUAUCAAAGAAAUAGAUCUCCUUAAGCAACUCAAUCAUCCAAAUGUAAUUAAAUAUUAUGCAUCAUUCAUCGAAGAUAAUGAGCUGAACAUAGUUUUGGAAUUAGCAGAUGCUGGUGACCUCUCCAGAAUGAUAAAACAUUUUAAGAAACAAAAGAGGCUAAUCCCUGAAAGAACCGUAUGGAAAUACUUCGUUCAGCUCUGCAGCGCACUGGAGCACAUGCAUUCUCGAAGAGUCAUGCAUAGAGAUAUAAAACCAGCUAAUGUGUUCAUUACAGCCACUGGGGUGGUAAAGCUCGGAGAUCUUGGGCUGGGUCGGUUCUUCAGUUCCAAAACCACGGCUGCACAUUCUUUAGUGGGUACACCUUACUACAUGUCUCCAGAGAGAAUACAUGAAAACGGAUACAACUUCAAGUCUGACAUCUGGUCUCUUGGCUGUCUGCUCUAUGAGAUGGCUGCAUUGCAGAGUCCUUUCUAUGGUGACAAAAUGAAUUUAUACUCUCUGUGUAAGAAGAUAGAGCAGUGUGACUACCCGCCUCUCCCGUCAGAUCACUACUCAGAGGAGCUACGACAGCUAGUUAAUAUCUGCAUCAACCCAGACCCGGAGAAGCGACCAGACAUCACCUACGUGUAUGACGUAGCAAAGAGGAUGCAUGCAUGUACCGCGAGCAGCUAGACUGCAGAAUCAUGAAGAAGGCAACCAGAAUAACUUAAAAGUAUUUUUGUGCAAAUCAUACCUCCCUGUUUUUGUCUGGGUGUUACGAUUAAUAUGUCAGAGCUCAUGUGCUUUCAAUCCUUAACCAGUUUUCAGAUAAGCUUCCUUUUCUACCAGGCUCGAUCUCCUCGCAAAUCCACAAGACUUUGGGAUGCUCAGAUUUCAUUCAGAGAGCAAGUACAACAAGAGUUUUUAAAUGACUUAAGGUUUGACGUUUUCUGCUGAGAAAUUGUGUUUGUAGAUCACUAGUGCCAAAUGGUGAUAAACUUGUUGGCACACAUCAGGAAGGCAGGGCCUGAGGAAAAGACCCGGGCGUUGACUUGUUUGCCUUAAGUCGCUAUGGACAUUGCAGUGGACACAAUUGUGAACUUACAUGAUUUUUUUUUUAAGUUUGAAGUAUGUGCUUUAGUUGUUAGCAUUAGAGUUUUAAAAUAUAAUUAUGAUAAAUGCAGACAAACUAUUUGAGAAACAUAAAAUUCUUAGUUUAUACAUUAAAAUGCAACUAUUAAAUGUGAAAAGGUAGGGAUAAAAUGUGAGUCAGACACUGAAAGUUUUGUGUUUUAAUACGUUUGAAAGCCUCUGCAUUUAAAUGCUAUAAAUAAAUCCAUUUUAAAAGUGGUUAAGGAUUUGUUUGGCUGGUGUGAGAGUCAUUUUUAAAGUUGCACAUUGCCCAAGGCUUUGUGUGUUUUUAUUGUACAUUUGAAGAAUAUUCUUGGAAUAAUCGUGCAGUAACUAUAAUUCAAUUUCUUUAUAAAUCUAAGUACAUUUAACUCAUAACUAUACACUGUAAUGUAAACAUAUGUUCUUAUUCAUAGAUUGUAUUGAAGUUUUGAUCAAUUCCCUCCAGAAUUUUUUUAUUCUUUGAGUUAUUUAUAUUGUGUGUGCAUUUUAUCCAUUAAUGUUUCAGAUUUUCUGAGAACAUAAUUAAUUUCCUUUUUAAAAGCUAUUUGGUAUGCCAACACUUUUCUUAGAUUUAAACUUUUUUUUUUUUAUAAACUUUUGGGCCACUCUGUUUGCAUGUGCUUUUAUCUUGUUAGGAAGAACGAUGUGUGUUACAAUGUGCCUAUGAAUGUCGACAGUUCUGAGUCAUUGGACAAGAAUAGAAUUUUAGAAUAUGUUUAAGGACAUGAAGACUGGCCCUUACUGCAGACAGAACUGCUAUGAGAGUAACAUUUCAGUGGAGAGGCUUUGGAGCCAAGUACUGUAUUUGUGCAUAAGGAUGACGGACGUGGAGAAGCUUCUUUUAGCUGAGGAAAUGAAGAGUUGUGUAGGAAACCCUGUUGGAGAGGUUAGGAAACCCUGCUGCGGAGGCUCGUUUCCCUGAAUGUCUUCAUCCUAGUACCAACCAGUUUCCUCAGAGAACAUGAGCGUUAGUGGCUGUGGCAGAGCGCUGUGUGCUGUGUGUGCGGUGCUAGAACCUCGGGAAGGGGUAGCCUGCCAGUAUGGCAGCCCCUGUCAAGGAGCACGUAUGUUGACAGAACGUUUUUUGGUCUUGUUUUCUCACAUAGUAUUGUUCCUAUUGUUAUUUUCAAGUGAAUAAUGUCUGUUUUCUCAUUUUAAUUGGCUAGGUACUCUAUCUUCAGGGUAACUUCAUCUUGAGUUUGACAAAGGAAAUUUGGAUGGUCUCUGUAAUGAAGCCUGAACUGGGUGCAUCCCAGAUCAUAGUGGCUCAUCGCAUUUACACUGGGCUUCGAGUAGAAAUGUCCCCAGAUGUGUGAGGAAGGCUACUUAUGCUGGCCGUUGUAAUGUUACAGGAGGGAGUGAGAUGAGACAUCCCCUGCCGACAACAGUGGUUCUCUUAACAGUCCUUCAAAGUACAAGGCUCAAAACUCAUUGGCUUCACCCCUUGUAGUGACUUUGCUUUUUGAAUUUGUCUCCUAAAAAGAGCUGGAGAGUCUAAUUGUCAGGGAUGCCCAUUAUAGUUUUUUACAAGGGGAAACUUUCUUUCAAAUACUUUUUUAAAAAAAUCCAAGUGUUCAUAUUUCCCCCCAAAGAAACCAUUGUGUAAAGCCAAAUUCAGUGGGAUAUUUGCAAACAGUUGUGGAAUUGAUUAGAUGUUCUAAUUUUUACAAUCACCUGUAAAAUACUCUCUUUCUGUUUAGGAGUAAAUUUUAUAUUAAGUUAAAUAUUGGAAUUGAUUUGAGUAACAGGUCGAAUAAAAGGUACAGCUGAUGCUAAACCUCACUGGUACCAGUUCCCAGGAGAGAGUGUGCGGUAACUUUGGUUGGUGUGCUGAGGUGUGGGGUGAAUGAAGGGCACCCCCAUCUGCAGUGCUCAGCAGUGUGCAAUGAUUAUUAAUUUAGCAAGAUGCUCCCGAGGCAUGAGUGCUUGACUGUUCUCUAGAGUGUCCAUUACAAAACACCUUUCUUGUAUCCGUAUACUUCAGGUGUUGCUCUUAAAUUUUCCUCUAUUUAUUAUAACCAAGAUGCUAUUAUUCACAUGAAAUGUUUGUUCUUUAAAUUGAAUGUAUUGUUCAUAACCCACAAAUGCUCAUAUUCUUUGCCUCCUAUCUCCAUAGUACUGUAAUAUGAACUUCUUUUGUGAAAUACUUUUUAUUUUGUUACGCUUUAAAUACACAUGCAAAAGGGUUCUGUUAUUAGCUUCAAAAGUGUACAAUAUCUUAAUAUAAAUAUACAAAAAUAAAAGAUGAGUACUGUAAA
Molecule: messenger RNA, 3636 nt
Organism: Myodes glareolus (Bank vole)
Lineage: Eukaryota; Metazoa; Chordata; Mammalia; Rodentia; Cricetidae
Source: RefSeq, a predicted model, not a curated record